UUCACCACCGGCACCUGUAACGAUGCUACGGUGCAUAGCUGCGAGCUGUGUGGCAAAGGCUUUCGCUUGCAGCGGAUGCUCAACCGUCAUAUCAAGUGUCACAGCCAGGUGAAGAGACACUUGUGCACCUUCUGUGGAAAAGGCUUCAACGACACCUUUGAUCUGAAAAGACACGUCCGGACCCAUACCGGAAUUCGUCCUUACAAAUGUGAGGUUUGCAACAAAGCCUUCACCCAGCGCUGUUCCCUGGAGUCCCACCUUAAGAAGAUUCACGGUGUGCAGCAGCAAUACGCCUACAAACAGAGGCGAGAUAAACUUUACGUGUGCGAAGACUGCGGCUACACGGGCCCCACGCAGGAGGACCUGUACCUGCACGUUAGUAACGUUCACCCCGGAAGCGCUUUCCUGAAAAAAACCUCAAAAAAACUUGCAGCAGUUUUGCAAAACAAACUGAGCCCUGUCCUGCAGAGGAACUCCAAAGAUGACGACAAAGAUGAGUAACACGGUGGAUUACAGUGGUCUAAAGGAAUAAAGUUUACAUGUAGGACUAUAUAUGUAUUAUUUUAUUAAAAACAGUUUUGAAAGAAAUCCCUG
Messenger RNA from Pelecanus crispus (Dalmatian pelican), 594 nucleotides. The record is from RefSeq and is a predicted model, not a curated record. Lineage: Eukaryota; Metazoa; Chordata; Aves; Pelecaniformes; Pelecanidae.